UCCGCCGGCUUGCUGCACUCAUGGGUACCUCGGCGUCGCCGUCCCUGCUGCCGGUGCUGUGGCUCCUGUCUGGCCCGUGGAUCCAGCUAGGAGGCGCACGGGCUGCUGACAUGGUCCAGCUGCCGGGUGGGCGGUUCCUGAUGGGAACAGAUGCUCCAGAUGCCAGAGAUGGUGAAGGGCCCGUCCGGGAGGUAACAGUAGAACCCUUUGCCAUCGACAUAUUUCCUGUCACCAAUAAAGACUUCAGGGAGUUUGUCAAGGAGAAAAAGUACCGGACAGAGGCCGAACAGUUCGGGUGGAGCUUCGUCUUUGAGGACUUGGUCUCCAGUGAGCUAAGAAAUGCUGCUGCCGAGCAGAUGAAGCCGGUCCUCUGGUGGCUGCCGGUGGAAAGGGCGUUUUGGAGGCAGCCCGCAGGUCCUGGCUCCGGCAUCAGGGACCGGCUGGAGCUGCCCGUGCUGCACGUGAGCUGGAAUGACGCGCAGGCUUACUGCGCAUGGCGCGGCCGCCGGCUGCCCACCGAGGAGGAGUGGGAGUUCGCUGCGCGGGGUGGCUUGGAGGGUCAGGCUUACCCGUGGGGAAGCAGGUUCCAGCCCAACCGCACCAACCUGUGGCAGGGAAAGUUCCCCACAGGUGACAAAGCAGAGGAUGGCUUCCAUGGAGCAUCCCCAGUGAAUGCCUUUCCUCCACAGAACGACUACGGGCUCUAUGACCUCGUGGGCAACGUGUGGGAGUGGACUGCGUCACCCUACCAGCCUGCGAAGCAGGACAUGCGUGUUCUCCGGGGCGCAUCCUGGAUAGACACCGCUGAUGGCUCUGCCAAUCACCGGGCCCGGGUCACCACCAGGAUGGGAAAUACUCCUGAUUCAGCCUCGGACAACCUGGGCUUCCGCUGUGCAGCCAGCGUGGGCCGGCCUCUUGGAGAGCUGUGAGCUGGCACCUGCCCUGUCACUCCCUGGGUGUUCCCAGUGCACCUAUAUUCUUCAUCCCUUCCUCACCUCCCACAGCCAGGAGGCCCAGGCAGGCGGGUGUGCGUGGAGAGCAGGCCGGUUAGCAUCCUGAAUGCGCGGCCCCACACCCAGCUUCCUACCAAAUUCUUAUAGACAGGCGGUGCAACCCCCACUUGACCCUGUGCGUUGUCCCCUGCCAGGUCAGGAACCUGUUUCAGCCUUCAGAGGUCUGGAAGAACCAAGUCACGCAGUAAACAGUACUCGUGGAAGAAACA
Molecule: messenger RNA, 1222 nt
Organism: Octodon degus (degu)
Lineage: Eukaryota; Metazoa; Chordata; Mammalia; Rodentia; Octodontidae
Gene: Sumf2
Product: sulfatase modifying factor 2
Exons: 9
Coding region: 21-929 (302 amino acids)
Cellular component (GO): endoplasmic reticulum
Source: RefSeq, a predicted model, not a curated record